AUGCGGUCGGAACGUCGGACGGAGGAGGCGGUGGCGGCGGUGCUGUGGAGCCGCGACCCCGGCCUGGAGGCGGCGGCGGCGGCGGCGGCGGCGGUGGCGGAGCCGGGGGCGGCCGACUGCGAGGGGCGGCGCUCGCUGCGCUGCCGGAGGCGGGCCGCCCCCGCGCCCCCGCCAGACCUCGACCUGGAGCAGCUCACAGACUCUUCCUCGUCGUCCUCGUCGGCGUCUCGUCGGCGGCGGCCGGCGCUCAACGCCCGCGAGAGGAACCUGCGCCGCCUCGAGAGCAACGAGCGGGAGCGCAUGCGCAUGCACUCGCUCAACGACGCCUUCCAGUCGCUCCGCGAGGUGAUUCCGCACGUGAAGAAGGAGCGUCGCCUGUCCAAGAUAGAGACGCUGACGCUGGCCAAGAACUACGUGAUGGCGCUCACCAACAUCAUCUGCGAGAUGCGCGGCGAGGUCUCGCCUUACGCGACGGCGCUGCUGCCACCCUCGACGCCCGGCGUCGCCGCCAUCGUGGCCGCCCCCGCCGCCUCCGCCCCAGCCGCCGGUGACGUGGCGCCCGCCCCCGCACAGGGCGUGGCCGCCCCCGGCUACGCGACGGCCCCCGCCGCUGCCGACGCUGCCCUCAGUCCGUCGACGGCGUCCGCUCUGCCAGUGGAAGCCUUCGGCGUCGGUGAAGAGGCUGUCGGCGUCACCGCCGCCCCCGACGCCACCAUGUGCGACGAAGACGCCGUGGCGCUCAACAGCUUCGAUGACACCGACGGCAGCUUCUACGACGACCUGAGUCGAUUCGUCGACUGA
This is a messenger RNA of Schistocerca gregaria, 801 nucleotides long. RefSeq names its product protein dimmed-like. Lineage: Eukaryota; Metazoa; Arthropoda; Insecta; Orthoptera; Acrididae. Bases 1 to 801 code for a protein of 266 amino acids. The record is from RefSeq and is a predicted model, not a curated record. The transcript has 4 exons. Gene Ontology annotation, molecular function: protein dimerization activity.